Messenger RNA from Lates calcarifer (barramundi perch), 3800 nucleotides. RefSeq names its product phosphodiesterase 12 (gene pde12). The transcript has 8 exons. Gene Ontology annotation, biological process: nuclear-transcribed mRNA catabolic process, deadenylation-dependent decay. Gene Ontology annotation, molecular function: 3'-5'-RNA exonuclease activity. Gene Ontology annotation, cellular component: mitochondrion. The coding region runs from base 1090 to 2865 and encodes 591 amino acids. The record is from RefSeq and is a predicted model, not a curated record. Lineage: Eukaryota; Metazoa; Chordata; Actinopteri; Centropomidae.
UCAAACUGAAUACACAGACCCAAAAUGAUUGCAGAGGGGAAGUUUAAACCUUUUCAUUAAUCUAAUUACUCUCUGGCUUCAUUCUCUCUGUACAUGCCUUCCAUCUUGACCUGAAUGUGUGAGUAUGCGUUGCUCUCAAGUUGUUGCUUGAUGAAGAGCAGCACAAUAACAGCUGUUCUGCGCUAAACAGACAAUAGAUAUCCACCCUCAGGGAGCUGAUAAAACAUGUAAAAAAAAAAAAAAAGGCAAGAUUAUUCUGAAGGUGGAAUAAUGGACAUAUAACCAGGUAUUUAAACUUUCAGUAAGUAAAACUGAUAAAAUACAAAACAAAGCCUUGAGACUUCACAUUGGUGCAAUGAGAUCAACUAAAAGUAAGGUGGAUGAGGAUGAAAACACCACUGAAAAUGUCAUAAAUGAAUGCAGGGAGGAUAACAGAUUUAAGGGAAAUGAUUUUGGAUGGAAGAUAAAAUACAAAUCGAGAGAACAUGGCAUUAAAGAAACAAAUUUUACACUUUUAAGUUAUUCUAUGUGUUUAUUAUAUUUAUAUGUAUUUGAUUAUUGUUUUAUUCCCAUUUAUUUGAUAUUGUAACUUUUUUAUUUUUAUUUUCUCUCUGUUCAAGCUCUCAUUUCAUCAUAAUUUUAUGUAUUAUUUUCAUAAGCCACUUUGUAACAUCAAGAAUUGGCCCUGUCCAGAUACUCCGGUACGGUAGGUGGCGGUAUGCACCUUAAAGUUGUUGUCGCAAAAAAAAAAAAAAAAAAGCAGAAGAAGAAUAACAACCGCUUUAAAAUAGCACGAAGAAGAAGUAGAGGGAGACGCUCAUGCUGACCUCAGGAAAGUGCUGACAGCUAACGCACAAACUUUUGUAAAUAUAAUACAACACGUUAUUAAAGCUGAGGUUUUAUUCCUGGAGAUUGUGUGUUUAGUUUUUAAAACCAGACCGCUGGAGGGUGAAUUAAACUCAUGGUCUUCUCUUCGUGUUAGCAUUAAGCUAACCGGUGUAGCUCCCUGCCUGCCGUUGACGGUUUACGUUAACGGUUCUGUUUAGUGUGGUUUAACCCUGCUGUCAUCCUCCUGCCGCCGGGGACUUCAUGUUGAAGCACCUCUCCGCUGCUCUCUCGCUGCUCCCCCGCCGCCUGCUUUCUCCCUCACCGAGGACUCUGACCCGAGCCUGCCGCCUCCUCGGCAGGAUGGAGCUGGCCGUGGUGAGGUGCCUCCCGGGGGAGCCAAAACUGACCAUCUCCUUCUCUCUGGACGGCAGCCACAGGCACAUGCUGCGGGACCAGGACGAGCCGGUGGGUAAGGCCCUGGCCCGGAUCUCCAACAGCGCCGCUAAGGGUCAAGGAAAGGCGAAGAAGUCGAAGAAGAAGAAGGGGCAGCAGCCGUGUGACACCCCGGAGCCCGCCGUGGCGAAGCUGUUCUACGAUGGGGACGAGGUGCCAGAGACGGUGCUGAACUCGGAGGCGUGGCGGGACGGAGCCGUGCUGCAGGUGGGAGACGUUAAAUACUCGGUGCAGAGGAACGCUCCCACCUUCACCACCGCUGAGCUCCCGGUGGCCAUCCUGGCCGGGUUCCCCGUCUGUCCCAAACUGGAAGUGGAGUUUGGCGACCUCGAAGACUGCGAGUACACUUGGUACAAAGAAGAAACCCCAAACAAAAGCCCUGAACCUGCUGCAGAAGCUCCAGGUCAGGACGCAGGUUGGACUCAGGUAGGAUGUGGGAGAGUUCACGUCCCGUCCAAUCAGGACAUUGGCUGCAGGCUCAAACUGCGCUGCACACCCAAAGAUGGAAGUCGCAGUGGCCUGGCCAAAGAGCUGGUCUCUGUGGGAGCCGUAGAGGCUGGACCAGGCGUGUGCACGUUUGACAACCGACACACGUACACGGCUAAACAGGUGGAGUGGCCAUCUGUGAGGGUGGUGUCGUACAACAUCCUCGCUGAUAUUUACGCCCAGACAGAACUGUCUAAGACAGUGCUUUACCCAUACUGCGCCCCCUACGCCCUGCAGCUGGACUACAGACAGAACCUGAUCAAGAAGGAGCUGGCUGGAUACAACGCUGACAUCAUCUGUCUGCAGGAGGUUGACAAAGGGGUGUUUGUGGACAGUCUGACUCCAGCUUUGGAUGCCUUCGGUCUGGAUGGAGUUUUCAGGAUCAAAGACAAGCAGCAUGAAGGGCUGGCCACUUUCUACCGCAGGUCAAAGUUUCGGCUACUGAGCAGUCACGACAUUAUGCUGCGUGAGGCGUUGAUCUCUGACCCCAUCCACUCUGAACUGCUGGAGAGGCUCUCUGCCAACAGCGCCCUGAAGGACAAGAUAGUGCAGAGAUCCACCUCGCUGCAGGUCAGUGUUCUGGAGGACCUGAAUAAACCAGGCAGGAAAGUGUGUGUGGCCAACACUCACCUGUACUGGCACCCCAAAGGAGGAAACGUUCGCUUGGUCCAGAUGGGCGUGGCUCUGAAACACCUGAGUCAUGUGAUCAGCGAGGUUGCACCUGGAGCCCCUCUGGUUUUUUGUGGUGACUUCAACUCCUCCCCCGACUCAGGUGUGCUCCAGCUGGUCAGUGAGACCGUGGUUCCUCAGCAGCAUCCAGACUGGAGCAGCUCGGGGCCGGAGGAAUCCUGCACUAUGGAGCUGCUCUCUGCCUUUCCCCCACUGCUUAACGCCUGCGGCAAGCUGGCCUACACCAACUAUGUGGGAGGAUUUCAUGGCUGCUUGGACUACAUCUUCAUACAGCCCGACAGCAUGCAGGUGGAGCAGGUGAUUCCUCUGCCCAGCCACCAGGAGGUCACCACCUAUGAGGCUCUGCCCAGUGUUGUUCACCCCUCCGACCACAUCGCCCUCGUCUGUGACCUGUGCUGGAGCCCCUGACCUCUGACUUUCGACCACCUGGACAAAAGAUACUGGAGAACUCCUGCAAAUGCAUUAUGACCUCAGACUUCAUUUAUACUUGAAUGAAGUCUGAGAACGACAACAUGUUCCUGCUGGUUUACUCGAGAUCAAUGAAAGUCAACAGGAACAUGUUAAUGUCUUAUUAUUUACUGUCCUUAAUAUAGAGUAAUGAUUUUUCAUCACUGACAUUCAGUGUUGGGUUUGUUACUUUAAAAAAGUAUGCUGUACUCCCUGCUGAUUCUUCCUCACCCUCUUCAAUAGCCAUUAUCACACAUUUUAGAAACUUAGUGGCUUCAAUUCCCAAAGACAAGGUUAAUAAAGGAAUAUUGACACUUCAAUAUAAAAUAUUUUAAAGUAUUUAUUAUUCUAAUUAUUAUCAGGGGUAUCACAGUAUACCAGUAUUGACACUAACUGGAUAUUUAACAAAUGAAAUCUUGAUAUUGUGUUAAUGAUACACAUAUUAUAAUAUUGUGGAUCUUUUGUUUCUAAGUUCACCUGGUGGCCUUUACACUGUCCAUUAAGUGUAAUUGUUCUGUUUGAGCGCUUUUGUACAGUUUUGGUUACAGACCACCUCCCUACACUCGUGUCUUGAGUGUAAUUCAUUUGCCAAAAAAACAAAACACACAAUAAACAAAGAUUAAUUUGACUAGACGCAUUAUAUUUUUCCCCCAACUUUUACAUAGAUAACAAUAUUUUUGAAAGCAUCGUCACUGUACUAUUAGCGGUAUUGUGAUUCGUUUCAUUCAAUAUUUAAUUGCAGUGAAUGGACGCACUGCUACACCCUCAAUCGCCACGCUGUUUUUCUUUGAUUGGUCAGAAGUGGGGGAGGAGGCGGGACCAGAGUGUGUGGAACGUACCACUGUACCGAAUGCUAGGGGUGCGAAGAAAGUUUAAAUAAAGGUUUAUGAAAUAUA